Messenger RNA from Eimeria tenella, 1740 nucleotides. Its product is annotated as ribosome biogenesis protein SSF1, putative. Gene Ontology annotation, cellular component: preribosome, large subunit precursor. Lineage: Eukaryota; Apicomplexa; Conoidasida; Eucoccidiorida; Eimeriidae. The transcript is spliced from 6 exons. Gene Ontology annotation, biological process: rRNA processing; ribosomal large subunit assembly. Gene Ontology annotation, molecular function: rRNA binding. The record is from RefSeq and is a predicted model, not a curated record. The coding region runs from base 1 to 1740 and encodes 579 amino acids.
AUGUCCCGUCGUCGUGCAGCGAAGAAGAAGCAGCGGCAGCGGGUGCGCGCGGCCGCGGGCUCCCUCUCCAAGGCCCCCAGCAGCAGCAGCAGCAGCAGCAGCAGCAGGCCGUCGAGCAUCGUCGUUCGCAGCGGGCGGCUUGCUGCUGCUGCGCGGCUACUGGCGCGGGACUGGCGCUGCGUUGUGGGGCCCGAAGUUGCAGCAAAGUUGAAAGAAAAAAGACAAAAUAAAACAAAAGAUUUUGUUGCUGCUGCUGCUGCUCUGGGGGUCACUCAUUUCCAAACCCUCACUCAAACGGACAACGGCCUUUACUUGAAAGUCGCGCGCCUCCCCAGGGGGCCCACUAUCACCUUCCAGGUCGUAGGGUUUAGCUUAAUUAGUGAUGUUCAAAAGGAAGUUGGCGGCGCCAGGCUGGAUCCCAAAGACCUCCGCAAACCCCCAGUUCUGGUCCUCAGCAGCAGUAGCAGCAGCAGCAGCAGCAAACAGGGCAGCGAGGGUUUGGCUGCUGCUGAGGCUCUACAGCUCACCACCUCAAUGCUCCGCUCUCUCUUCGCCCCUGUAGACCUUCGCACAGCCAAACUAAACGACUUCCGUCGCGUCGCGUUUUUCCGUUGUGUCUCUGAGGCAGACGGCAGUAGCAGCAGCAACAAGAACAGCAGCAGCAGCAGCAGCAGCAGUAGCAGCAGCAGCAGCAGUAGCAGCAGCAACGGGAUGACCUUUGAGUUUAGGCACUAUGCUGUUUCGCUGAAGGCAGCAAACCUGACUGCUGGAGUCGAAAAUGUGCUGCGAGCUUCUGCUGGAGGUGCAGCACAGAAGCUGCUGCUGCAGCAGCUGCAGCAGAAGCGGGAGGACGCAUGCGACUUGCUUCUGGCAGCAGAGCAGCAGCAGCAGCAGCAGCAGCAGCAGCAGCAGAAGCAGCAGCAAGUCAUGUUCGAUGCGGCCACGGGACCCUCUCGCAUCUCCAAGCGCAGCUUCCUGCAGGUUAUUCUCCCAAGCAAACAGCAGCAGCAGGUGCAGCAGCAGCUGCAGCAGGAGGAGCAGCAGCAGCAGCAAGAGUUGUCUAUGGGAGUCCAGUUAAGGGAGAUUGGCCCCAGACUUGAACUGAAACUCUUCAAGAUAGAGGACGAUGUCUGCACGGGCAAAGUGUUGUACCACAAGCACAUUUUGAAGACUGCGGAGGAGCUAAAGGCCCUCAAGAAGAAGGAGCAGUUGUUAAGGGCCAAGAGGGAGGAGGAGCGUCAGAAGUUGCUGGAGCUGCUGGAGCGGAGGGACAAGACAGCAGCAGCAGCGAAGCAGGCAGCAGCAGCAGCAGCAGACGAGGAGCAGCAGAGCAGCAGCAAGAAGAGAGGCAGGGGAAGCAGCACAGAAGGCCUCAGUGAAGACGAAGCUGCGUCACAAGAGUCUGAGACCGAAGAGGAUAGCUGCAAAAGGCCAAAGUACAACCCUUUCACCUUCAAGCGGCGAAAGCCAGCAGCAGCAGCAGCAGCAGCAGGAGCCAAGCAGCGGCAGCAGCAGCAACAGCAGCAGCUCCCCCGCCAGCAGCAGGGCUUAAACACCAAGAAGCAUCAGCCAAGUGCACCCACAAAGAAACUUAAGGAGAGUCGCAAAGCAGCAGCAGCAGCAACAGCAGCAGCAGCAGGAAAAGGCCAGCAAACUGAGAGCGGCAGAGGCCGCAGCAGCAAGUGGCGCGGCAGCAACAAGAACCGAACACUUCCAGAAGCUGCAGCAGCUUCGAUUUAG